Messenger RNA from Musca domestica (house fly), 10182 nucleotides. Its product is annotated as probable Rho GTPase-activating protein CG5521. Gene Ontology annotation, molecular function: GTPase activator activity. Gene Ontology annotation, biological process: regulation of small GTPase mediated signal transduction; positive regulation of GTPase activity. Gene Ontology annotation, cellular component: nucleus; cytoplasm. The record is from RefSeq and is a predicted model, not a curated record. NCBI's taxonomy places the organism in Eukaryota, Metazoa, Arthropoda, Insecta, Diptera, Muscidae. The transcript is spliced from 8 exons. The coding region runs from base 894 to 7070 and encodes 2058 amino acids.
UCUCUGAUUCAGAAACGUCAACAGUUUUCACCAACACAAUUAAUUUUGCCUUUACAACGCACGAAACAGAAUUUUUACAACGAUUUUUCACAGUAAUUAACGAACAGAAAGUUUAUAAUUUAUAAUAGUCGUCAAAAACAAGUGUUCGUGUACGGGAAAUCAGUAAACUCGUAAUUAAAAUCUAUAUGCAAAUAAGGAAAUUUUGAAUAAAAAAAUAUAUUUCAUAGGUGGUCUUGUGUUCUUUGCUGCUGUGUACGAGAAGAAAAAACAGGCAAAAGAAUGCAAAAUGAAAAAUGUGAAAAAGAAAACCACGAAGGCAAGAAACAAUGAUUUAGUGGAAUAAAACAGUGGAAAAAGGUGGUGUACAACAUUGAGUUUUCUGUCACUGCCAUUCCAUACGAUUUGUUGGCCACCAUAACCACUGAUAGAAACGCAAUAACUAUUAAUGGAGUGGAGUAUAUAGGAAUACAAUAACAACAAUCACAGUCCGGUGAAGAAGUGGUUGUUUGUAAGUGUGAGUGGCUGGGGGAGCAAGAGUUGAGGCACCUGUCGCGGGAGUUAUUCGUCAUCACGUCGUCUACUGUCGGUCGUCAUUGCCAGUUAGUAAGCAAAAGCAAAACAAGUCAAGAAAAAGUGGGCCUCCAUCUCUUCUUCGCCCAUUGGGUGCAGGAAUAUUUAGAAAAAGUGUGUGAAUUAUAAGUCAAUAUUAACAAACCAAACGACGAACAAGCAAUCAGUACAACAACAAAACAAAAGUGAUGAUCAUCAAAGAUGUUAACGAAUUAGCACAUCAAAUCCCUAGCAAAAAAUACAAAAAUUCUAGUGUUGUGAAUUUUUCGGAAGAACAGAAGAGUAGCUAGCCACUUAGCUAGUGUGCUCGUUCAUUCCCUAUCAUGUUUACGAAAAAGUCCCAUGCAGAUAUCAAGAAAUCCACAGCAAAGCUACAGGAUUGCAAAAAGGAUUCAGCAUCACGUCUACGUCAUUUGCGUACAAUAUUAGAUAAUGUUGACCAUGAGGAAGCCAAAUCAUUGUUCGAAAAAAAUUACAGCCAUGUGUACUUCAUUUUAUACGACACAUUUAUUCAGGCGGAGGCGAAUUUAAAACAAAAAGAACUUCCGUUCCAUAUUGUUCACAAAGCCCAUCGUGAAGAAUUGGAUGGUUCGCUAUGGCUGCUGGAGAAGAUACUUUGUUUGCUGCCCGAGUUGCUGGCUCGACGAUGGCAGUGUCAUUCUCUCAGUCGGAUCAUGGGCAAAUUGUUACAUUUGGGGAAUUCGCCAAAGUUGCGGAAAGAAGGUGUACGAUAUUUCCUCCUUUGGUAUCAGGCAUUGGGUGAAAAUGCUCCCACCUAUGUACAUAAUAUGUAUGCGGAUUUAAUACCGGGUCUCAUUGUGCCCCAGAAAGGAUUGCAGGGACCCGAUGUGGAGUUCAGUCCAGGGGAUUUUAUAAAUCAUCCAAAUAUGAAAGUGGAGGGAGGCAUAACCUCAGUUUUUCACGACAGUUAUUCUCAUCCGGUACAAUGUUCAGAGCUUGUAGCUCUGUUGCCACCAUCGUCAAGUGAGAAAUCACAACCGCCCGAUCCUCGCGAUGGCUUGGAAAUUCUACUCAAUAGUAUGGUACAGACAACAGCAUGUCUGAAAUGGAGUGAAAAUCACGCACAAAAAGAUCACAAGGCGUUUGCCUUUUUGCUGCAACGCUUCAAGGAUGUUUUUCUACCAGUAUUUAGUCCGAACUUUGAUUUCACAAUGUCUGUGUACGAACCGCGUUUGGAAUUGCCAGUUAUGCGUUCGAUAAACAAAAAGGAGGAGGUCAUGGCCUCGUGUGUGGUGGUACUGAUCAAUUGGUUGUCGCGAUUUACCCACGAACGUUUGUUGCAGCAUCGUUUAGACAGCGUUCAUAUAGCUGAGGCAGCCGAUCAUAUGCGCCUGCAUGCCUACCAGCAGGGGCUAAUAGUUCGCGAUGUCCUUUAUUCGACACGAGAAAAUGUUAACUUUAUCCAUGAAGUGUAUCGGCAAGCGUUCUUACUGAACUUUACAACCAAAGCCCAAAUUGAUGCUAUACGUUGUUCCAUAGCUGUGUAUCGAGAUUGGAUGACUGGAAAUACACCUCCACCGUUUUUAUUGGAACCAGAGGAUUCCACGGGUACUGCUAUGCAACAACAGCAACAACAUAACAAUCGAGAAAAUGCCGGCGGCACUCCCAAGGCGAAUAUACGCAUGAGGAAUCCCUCGUAUGUUGGUGCCAUGGCUAAGGAUAAUGUCGGCGUGCGAGCUGGUCUGCAAAAUAUUCUUCAGAUAUUUGUAACAAAUGCCGCGAAUGUAUUUUUGGUCAAUACAAGUACUUUGAACAUAUAUUUUCCCACAAAGUCCAGAGAGUUCAGUACCACUCCGCUGCAGGAACAAACCGAAGUUUGCAAAAAGGUCUUAAGUGUAUAUCGCACAAUGGUUAUGAACACCCCCAUGGAGCCAAGGACUUGGGAGCAGUUAUUGUUGGUAUUGUUGCAGGUAACAUCGGUAGUGCUGCAACAACAUCCCCCGACAGCCGCAAAGAGUUCGAGUUUGGGAGGCAUUCUCGGUCAAGCGAUUUUCCAAACACUGAUCGUGACGUGGAUACGUGCCCACACUAAUGUUCCUGUCAAUGUCCAACUUUGGGAAAAGUUUCUUGUCGUUCUCACUUCGUUGACAUAUCGAGAUGAAUUGAUUAUUGAAUGGGACAAAACCAUUCAAACUCUAACCCGGGUAUUUUCGCGUUAUGUUUAUUCUCUGAAUUUACAAGAUUUGCCUUUGGAUAGAUUGGCUGAGUCAAAGGGUAAGCGCAGGCGCAUUGGUGUUUGGCAACAGACAUCCUCAGUAUCGAAUGGUUCGGUACCUAAGGAAAGAGAAACGAAAGAUUCCCAGCAACAUGAGCGUGUCUCAAAUGCCAGUCGAUCUGAAGAAAAUUCACAAGCAACCUUAUUACCAAGCGGUCGGAACAGUGCGAAUCUUAGCAAUGUUCAGAAAGUCGGAAAUAGCUCUCACCGCUAUCCGGUUACGCCUAUAUUGAGUCGGAGUUACAGCGAAGGUAGUUUGGCUUCAAUGGCUCGUACAUCACGGAUACGCCGAAAGGCCAGACAUCCAAAAUCACAUCAACCAAUUGUUGAGGCCCCUCCUAAUUUACCUACCAGCGUGGAGCACUCUCUCAAUACAAUGGCACAGCAGAACUCAAAUACACCUGAAUUAAUGCAGAAUGUUGAAUUAGCAUGUCCUGUGACCAUGAUCAGCAAUGAUAUGCGAAGAGCCAUGUCUUUGGAUUCGUUGGCCACAUUAAAAAGGUCUCGAAAAACAAAGCGCCUUAGGCGGACCACAAACAACGAAGAUGAAAUCGAUGAUUUAGAUGCUGGUGCUGGGGAUGAAAGCAAUGAUGAGGAUUCCCGUAGUCCCUCGCCCACUGCAAGUAGCGGCAUAGAAGGUGGCUCGAUUAAAGAUGCUCAAAUACAAAUCGAUGUGUUGGCCGUCGACAGUGGUGGUAGUUUGGGCGAAAGUGAAGGCAACUCCGGAUCGUAUCAAACGGAAAGAAGGUCGAUUAUUUUGGGGGGCACAGCUACGGGUUGGUUGCCUGACUCCACUGCGAUUAUGUGGAAACGUAUGCUGGGAGCUCUAGGCGAUGUCAAUCGCAUACCCAAGUCAGAACUGCAUGCUCAAGUCUUCAAGCAUUUACUUGAUAUGACCAUCAACCUGAUUAAAAUCAAACACAACCAAGGUAUAUCAACGGACAAUCAAACAACUCCACCGCCACCAACCUUGGUGCCACCGAUUGGUAUUGUGGCACCGUGGUGUUAUGGUGCCCUCACAUUGGACAAGUCAUUCAAAAAGGGCAAAUUGUGGUCUGUUCAAUUGUUGUGUAUGCUGGCAGUUAAUGGUGCAGUGACAGGAAUGCAGCAUCUACCCCUGUUUUACUAUGCCUUACACCGCCUGUUGACGGGAGAAGACCGGGAAUUAAUUUAUGCUGUUCUCAAGUAUUUGGAGGGUCCUCGCUUCCUCAGCUUGCUUAUGCCAGGCCACACUUUGCUUUUACUAGACAUUGUGCAUGCCUCCGCUAUUUUGUUGACCUCACUCGAGGCCAAUCGCACAACACCUCGAGCAGAGGUUGCCGCUUUAUUAGGAACUUUACUGUGUUAUCCCUCAACUUUGUUGCCGAGGCCUUUAUUGCAACCCACUCCGCAGCAAUUCGAGCUAAUGGAAUGUGCCGAUUUACAAGAUCACAUUUUAAAUAUUGUGCUACGCUGUGCGCGCAGAGAACCAUCAGCUAAAGCUAGAUGUAUAGCUCUCUCCCAAUUGGGACAAUGGAUUCUAAUGAAACUAUCUAAUCCAUUGUCAUCAUCUCAAGUUGAUAGUCCCAAAUUUCAGCAAGCUAUACCCCAUGCCAAGGGGCAACAUAUUAAAGAUGGACAGCAUCACAAUCACCAAUACAAUCCUCGUAUUAAAGAAGCUUUACAAGUGCUGCUGCAGGCACUACAGUUCAAGCACCGGACGAUUGCAAUGGUUGCCGUGGACUCUUUAAAGCUCUGCACGGAACGUGGUGCCGAAUUGGCUUCUAUUGAACGAAUGCCCCAAUUGAUUAUCACGGCCAUUUGCAAAGCUUUGGAAAUACAGAAUGUCACGAAUCCCAAGGAUUCGGACAAAGUGGUGCUGACAGCUUUAAUGUUGUGUCUCGGCGAGUAUUGCAUGGCAUUCCCUCCGACCAUAAUGCUGGAAUCUAUCAAUGAAAAGGGUGACACAUUGGUUUUAAUGGUUUUGAGAGUUCUGUUGCAAAUCGCCUCUGGAGCUCCACGACAUGAACGCGUCAAAUUGACAGCAGAUGAUGAUUUCGACAUGCACAUAACUGCCGAUGAUCUGAGCGAUGAUGGUAAAUUACCCGAGGCUAACUACCAGACAUCUGAAACUAUACAAACGUGCAUAACUGCCAUUAGGCUGUGUGCCAAAGCGGUGGCGAUGCAUUUGGUAACCCACCUGGGUCAUUUUCCCAUGGGCAUAGGUGCUGCACGCUUAAGUUCUUUGGUCGAAGAACAAGACGAUCUGAAUGGCUACAAUGGAUAUGGUGGAGGUGGGACAUCUCAAUCGGCGGGUAACAAUCAAAAUUCUGUAAAUAGUGUGGAAUUGCGUCGUGAUUCCGUGGAAUUGCCUUCAAUACUACAUGCUCAAAAUAUGCAAUUGUUUAUGUUGAAUCCUGGUUUGGUGGCCAGUUUCAUAGAGCUGCCCACACUAAAAUUACCAGGUGGUGGCGUGACCGCUGGUUUGGUAACGGCGGAGAAACAAGUUCGUGUAUUGUUGCGUGAUCUCAACGGUAAAGCUUGUUGGGAUGCCUCAAUAUUGUACAGCGAGCCGAAACGUGAUUGCUCUAAAGGUGGUGUGGCCGUGGGUGGUGAGGGAUUGACAUCUUCUCUCGAUUCACGCAUGGGAUUUAGUCCUUCGCACAUUCAACGUUUGAAUCAAGUGCAGCCGAUGGAUUCGUUAAUGCAUUCUAUGCAAGGUAUAGACAUAGGUCCACCGCGACACAUGCUAAGGCACAGGCCAUUGGGAGAGUUGCCGUUGGCAACAGAUUUGGCGCCCGAUCUGGAUCAAUUAGAUGAUCUCUUGUCUUAUGUGGGACACACUAGUCCAGAAUGUCUACCCUAUCCAAUGGCACAAUUAAACGUUCCCGGUCCCAGCCCACUUGGCAGCAAUGCUGAAGCACAAGCCAUUUCUGUAAUACUCAACCAAAGAGCAAUGGAACAGGAAUUUGUUUCAAAUCUCAAUAUGCAAGCAUUGCAACUGCCACCAGGCGGUGGAUGUGGAGGCGGAAGUGCAACACCCUCGUUAGCCGGUACUGGACACGACACACGAUCUUUGCAUUCUAUGCAUGAGCCCAUAUCGCAUAACUCUUUUGAAUCGUACCACAUGUCCAGCCUGAAUGGUCGCAAUGAAAUACCAUUCCAAUAUUGUCGUCUGCUCUUCUCUCAUCUCGGUUUAGCCGGGUGGGAGAGAAGAUCACGGACACAUUUAUUGCAACGUACUGAGAAGCUUUUGCGCGAAUUGCGCAAUGUCGACUUGCAAAAGUGCCGCGAAACUCACAAAAUGGCCGUUAUAUAUGUGGCCUCGGGGCAGGAGGAUAAGAAUAGUAUUUUACGCAAUGGCAGUGGUAGUACCAUGUAUGAAAUGUUUGUCUCCGCUUUGGGUUGGGAGAUUGAUUUGGAGACUCACAACGGUUUCUUGGGCGGUUUGCCACGUCAAGGUUGUGGAGCUACGGCGCCUUAUUAUGCUACACCAUUCCUGGAAGUUAUUUAUCAUGUCGCCACACGUAUGCCCUCCGAUUCGCCAGAGGCAAUCCUAUUGAAAACGAGACAUUUGGGCAAUGAUGAAGUUCACAUUGUUUGGAGUGAACAUUCACGAGACUAUCGUCGUGAUAUACUGCCUACGGAGUUCUGCGAUGUCCUAAUUGUGGUUUAUCCACUGAAGAAUGGUCUGUUCCGGGUGACUGUGAAUCGUAAACCAGAAGUACCAUGGUUUGGUCCCUUGGCAAAUGAGAGUGUUGUUAGCGGUGCAUGUCUGGCAACACUCAUAAGAGCAACUGCCAUCAAUGCAAGUCGGGCUAAACGUGCGGCGUUGCCGCUCUAUCAGCAAUAUUAUGAAGAACGUAAUCGUUCGCUGGACAGUGUAUCAUCCCGGUACAAAGAAAGUACUACAUUUGAGGAUUUUGCAAAUCGUAUUUACAAUCCCAUGCCUAUAAAUUCCUAUGCAACUCUGAGGGAUACUAGCAACAAUUCUGCACCUUUAGCAGCGGCUCUAAUUGAUCAUCAAAGAUCGUCUGUCAAAGGUUGGGUACAAGCUUCAAUUGAUGCUAAUAUGAAAGAAAUACCAUUGGGUAUAAUGCCAUCGGCUUCAGCGUCAUCAACCACCGCGAUGGAGGCCAUACAUUCCUCCAAUUCUCCACGAGGUGCUCGCAAACUUGGUUCCACAUUCAAGGCCGCCCCUAAAAGGAACGCUCUUCACGGUUCGACCAGCAGUUAUACCACGCCUCCAGAUAGUCCAACAUUGCCAUUGCGCAAAUUUAAAUAAUAUUUAAUUUUCUCUAGCCAAGAAAGGGAUAGUUAUUAAGGGUCAAAAUCUGCAAUAGAAGUAUAUCGAAACAAAGAACGAAAUCAAUCUCUAAAAUAAACCCUAAACAGCGAAAUAACCAACUAUCGGAUAAACGAUAUAUACACUUUAGCUAUAAUGAAAAAUGAGAACUACUUAAAAUUAAAACAGAAUUAAAUUCAUUCCUUCUUUUUAUCAACUAAGAGUGAGCAUAAGUUUUAUUUUUAUUAAUAUUAUUAUUAUGAUUAUUGUCUUUGUUAUUUAAUCUGUGAAAAGAAAGCAAAAUAUCGAAAGAUGCGCAUUUGACAAAAUGUUUUAAUUUUUGUUUUGUUUUGCCGGUAACGAAGCGCAUUUGUUCUGUAGGCAUUUUAGUGGUUAAUUUUUAUGUAUUAAUUCUUUUUUUCAACACUUAUGUUUAUAUUAGAAAACAAAGCAUUUUUAUUGUUUGUGUAAACAUAGAAAAAAAAAAAAAACAACAAUCAAGCAUAAAGUAUUUAUUUAUUCUAUUUAAAAAUCCAUUUUUAAUGUUUAUACUAUUCUAUACUCCCUACUUUUUGUUAUUUCUUUUGAAUAACAACAAAAACAUAUUUUAGAAUUUCUAUAUUUUAUUUAACUAAUGCUAUUCGCUUGUUUAAUUUUGUGUUGAUUUCAAAUUUGUUGAUGUUACGUAAACACAGGUAAAACUAAUCAAUAUGUUAGUUGAUUGUCUGUUUUUGUGGCAGCACAAAGAACAAGUAGUGUGUUUUUGUUAAUUAUGGAGCUACACAGUUUUUAUUUAAAUUAUCUGUCCGAAGUUCAUAUAUUAUUGUCGUAAAUAAUAAGUACAUACAAAUAUUCAAACCAGUCAAACUUUAUUUGAAAAGGGAAGUGCUUUUAUUAAUGUUGUGCUAUAUGUCAGCACGAAAAAUAAAUUUACCUUUGAUGUUGUCAAUGGACAGGAUUCCCCAUUUUGUAUUCGUUUCAACAGAUUUCGAUGAUAUAUCAUUCAGUCUUGAAUUUUUCAUUUGCAAUUAAAAUAUUAAGUUUGAUUAUUAAAAAAGAAACGUUUUGCUAAAGAUUUUUCUAAAAGUCCUUUUGAGCAGAUAUUACUGUUUUCAACUUUUGAUUUUUACAGCUCGAGUAAGCCUUAAAAACAUUAACUACUUUUCUGAAUUUGAUUUGUGCUAAUCAAAUGUCCCAAAUGAUAUACAUGGUUACUGAGGUUAUUCUGUUUAUUGCGGCGAUCGAACAUAAAAAAUAAUUAACUCAGAUGUGUUUAACUUCUUUGAGAGUAAGAGGGUGAAUUUUCUAUUGUGAAUGCAAAAUACACAAUGAUUUAUUUCAAUAAAAUUGAAAAUAUGAAAGCUGCUCCAAAGAGGAAUGUGAAUAUCGUUCGCCUUAGUCUAAUAAGUCUGAGUCUUUACUGUUUUUGAAUGAAAACUCAUUUCAUAAUGUUUAAAACGAAAUUACCUUUUUAAACUUUUUUAUAGAUUAUGGUUUCGAAUAUUCUUGAGUUUGUCGGUCGAGUUGUGAAUGUCGUCUCGGAUAGUCAUUCGAAAGUAAUUUGUCAUCAAAAUAAUUGUUCGUUAAAUCCAUAACUUUUCUUGGAAAUAUUUGGUAGUUCCAAUCUGUUUUUUUUCAGCACUCAUAAACCGACCCUUAAAACUUUUUCCAUGUUCUAUAUAGUAGUUGUCUGUCUUUAUGCUGCCAAAAAUGUCAUCAUUUAAACAAGUUAUUAAAAAAAAUCUGGUUUUUAUAACUUGCUGAAUUUCAUCAACGAUUCAAGAAAUCUUUUUGUUUUUAGCACAAAUAAUAUGGUUUUAAGAUACAAUACACAUGUACGUACGUAUUAUGUUUGAUAUUUUUAAAUAAACGAAUUUUUAUUUCUCGUAAACAACUCCAAUCAAUCGUCCAUAUAUUAGAUAGAGAUGUAUUUAAAUAAAAUUAUAAUUUUUAUUUUGAUUAUUUUUAUGGAAUACUUAUAUUUAUUUUCAAUUCUAUUUAUUUAUGCUAAUUUACGUUAUUAUUUAUUUUACUUACUAAUUUAUUGUCAUUAGAAUUUCUUUAUGUGUAUAUGAACAUAAUGAACAAAUUAAUUUAUUUUUGUGUUUUUUUAUCUGAUUACUUCCCUCCUAUUCAUUCAAGAAAAAAUUAUUCGGUUCUUUUAGAAUAGUCGCAAAAAAUUAAAUUGAAAUCGCUGCAAGAAAAAAAAAAAAAUAAUGAAAUCAGAAACCAAAUGUCUAUUUCUGUACGAUUCCAAGUAAAACCGUUUUUGUUUAUUUUUAUUUAAUGAGAACAUCUACAAUUUAUAUGUUCAUUUCAAUAUUGCAAUAAGGAAUCCGAAACAUUUGUGUUCUCCCUUUUAAGUUUGGCAUAAUUAUCUUACAUUAAAAAUAAAAAUAUACAAAAUAUAAAUAGUAUUAAAACUUAUAUUGAAAACAAAACCUAUCUUCUAAGUAUUUGUAAUUAAAAACGUAUAAGGUUAUUUUUCUAAAUAAAUAAACGAAAUUAUAUAACAAUAAUCUACACUCAAUAAUUGAUCAAUAUAUGCUUGCAACAAUCGCCAAUAAAUAUUAAACCGCUUGAAAAAUUCUUAACUAAUAUUGAAAACAAAAUCAAUUUUAUUCCCAAUACAUUUUUAUACUUAAAAAAUUUUUGAAGCAAUUUCCGCAUAUUUGUUACGUUACUAGUAUUGGGUUUUAAAAAUUAAGCGUUUGUUGCUAAACAAUUAAAAAAUAAAGCGAAAUUUUAAAAUAAUCAACAAUAAGCAAAAAUGGUUAACAGCAAAUUGAAAAAUAUUUUUUCUUAACAAACAAAAAAAUUAAAAACAAACAAGUGUAAAAUUUAUUUUAUUAUGCAAAAUAUAUGCACCACUCUUUUUUAUUUAAAUAAUUAAAUAUUUAAUAUUGUAACUAACACCAAUUACACAAAUUAAACAAAACAAGAAAUUAAACGUAAAUACAACACAUUUGUAUAUUACUAAAAUAGUAACCUUAUAAAUAUAAUAUAUAAAUUCCUUAUCCACGUUUAUAAUUCAAAAAAAUUGCAUAUUUCGUAUGUAUUUGUAUGAAAUUGCGAAAUAAAAAAAUCUACUUCAAACUAUUAUACCCCUUAA